CACGAGAUACGUUGACCUAAAGGAGUGAAUUUUCCCGCCAUUGUUAGUACUAAGAACUCUCUCGGCCGCCGCAUCUCCGUCGCCGUCUACAGAUGGCGGAUAAGAAGAAGCGGAAACGAUCUAAAGACGACGAGACGGAGGAGCUUCCUUUCAAAAACAUUCUGGAACCAGACGAAGCUAUCCUGGAGCUUUUCAAAUCCUAUGUUUCCUCUUCUAUCAAAGCCGCCGCCGGAGCCGGCGGUGCUUCGUCCUCGUCAUCGAAACCACUAACCCUGGAUGAUCUCUCUCUCUCAUCUUCCUGCCGUGAAGUCGCAGAUCUCUCACUCUCCUCCGUGCAGACAGAGAUAGAGACAGUCAUCGUCCAAAUCGCCCGUUCGAUUCUAGCCGGUGAUGGCUUCUCCUUCAGUGUUCCUUCACGCGCCGCCUCGAAUCAGCUGUAUGUCCCGGAGCUCGACCGUAUUGUGUUGAAAGACAAAUCCACCCUCCGCCCUUUUGCUUCCGUUUCUUCUGUCAGGAAGACUACCAUCACCACUCGUAUUCUCGCCCUUAUCCACCAACUCUGCCUCAGCAAAAUUCAUGUUACCAAGCGUGAUCUCUUCUACACCGACGUUAAGCUUUUCCAGGACCAGACACAGAGUGAUGCUGUGUUGGACGAUGUCUCGUGUAUGCUCGGCUGCACAAGGUCAAGCCUCAAUGUAAUCGCAGCAGAGAAAGGUGUGGUGGUGGGAAGGCUCAUAUUCAGUGACAAUGGAGAUAUGAUAGAUUGCACAAAGAUGGGAAUGGGUGGGAAAGCCAUUCCACCAAACAUUGACCGGGUUGGAGAUAUGCAGAGUGAUGCUUUGUUCAUACUCUUAGUUGAAAAAGAUGCAGCUUAUAUGAGGUUAGCAGAAGACAGAUUCUACAACCGGUUCCCUUGUAUCAUCGUGACUGCAAAAGGCCAGCCCGAUGUAGCCACAAGGCUCUUCUUGAGGAAAAUGAAAAUGGAGCUUAAGCUUCCAGUGCUUGCCUUGGUGGAUAGUGAUCCUUACGGGUUGAAGAUCUUGUCGGUUUAUGGAUGUGGGUCGAAGAACAUGUCGUACGAUAGUGCAAACUUGACUACACCCGAUAUCAAGUGGCUUGGGAUCAGGCCAAGUGAUUUGGACAAGUAUAAGAUACCUGAGCAGUGUAGGUUGCCAAUGACUGAGCAGGAUAUUAAGACCGGGAAGGAUAUGCUAGAGGAGGAUUUCGUGAAGAAAAACCCUGGGUGGGUCGAGGAACUUAAUCUGAUGGUGAAAUCGAAGCAGAAGGCUGAGAUUCAGGCGUUGAGCUCUUUUGGUUUCCAGUAUUUAUCAGAAGUUUACUUGCCCCUGAAACUGCAGCAGCAGGAUUGGCUCUGAUCAUCAAGAUUGCUGUGUUCCUGUUCAAUUAGAGAGACCAACAAGUGUACGCUACAAAUUUCAAGUUUAUGAUCAUGUAAUUGCUGGUUUCCUAGCAUGUGAAUUACUACACAGAUCAAAACUUGGUUUUAAUUUAUGGUUUGAAUCUACACAGAACUGGGAAGAUAGGUGUCAGUUGAUUAUUUAGAAGACAACUCAUUUGUUAUUUAAAAGAUUGUAUACAAUAUGCUUAUUGAGAUAAUUAACAUUCAAUAUC
Camelina sativa (false flax) is the source of this 1632-nucleotide messenger RNA. Lineage: Eukaryota; Viridiplantae; Streptophyta; Magnoliopsida; Brassicales; Brassicaceae. The record is from RefSeq and is a predicted model, not a curated record.